Peniophora sp. CBMAI 1063 is the source of this 2178-nucleotide messenger RNA. The record is from the annotation of a GenBank genome assembly. Lineage: Eukaryota; Fungi; Basidiomycota; Agaricomycetes; Russulales; Peniophoraceae.
AUGCCUGUGCACGCGAGCGCAACCAUCCGCAGGCCUCCGACGCUCGCCAAAAGAGCACGCGGGCGGCCACCAAACGCCGGUGCAGCCCAGACGCGGAUAAUCAUCGAGGAUAUCGGCAUAUACCAGGCUCUUAAGACCAGAAAUGCACCUCAAUCCGACAUAACCGUCGCCGUGAACGGAACGGCCAGAAAACUGAUCAAACUGUAUGGCUGGGAUGACCCGCUGCGCGCAUGCACGAUGAAGGACACCGGAGCAGGAGUAGACGCGGCUGUGGACGAGGGCGAGCAGAAGCUCAGGGAUGUUACUCUGAAGAGAGUCCGAAACGAAGUCAAAAAGAUCUGGAGGAAGAACUUGGAGCGCAAAGAAAGCACAGGAAUCCGACCCUCGGCAGACAUCGCGGAUCUGAUCAAGAUUUUUGCGACUAAGCCUCGUCGCAAACAGGACUACAAGGUCUGGGCGACGCUCAAGCCGCGACCCAGUCUUGAAGCGGCCGUGGAUAUUCGACAUGCUGCUAGAGUACGGGACACCGCUCUGACAGCCGUCGCUCCCCCGCGUGUAUCGACCUGGAAUGCAGUUGCGUCGGAGCGUUUCAAGGAGGCGAGCCCGAAGGAAAAGAAGAUGGCCCGCAAGAUAGCCCGGCGUGCUCACAAGAAGGCAUUACAGGCAUGGGAAGCGGGUGCCUCAGCGUUGCCAACAUCGCCCGAGGAAGCAGUCCAGUUCAUGGAAGCGUCGCAGAUGUUCCUGAGCGAUCUUAUGCACUUCUUCGCAAGCCGUACCUCGGGGAUAGCGGUGAUGUUUCUGAGCGGGCCUGCAGGUUCAAGCUUGAUAUCUGAGGGCGUGUGUGACGUUCCUGGGCAGCCGAAACUCUUGUACACGGACGUCAAUCCAGGCGGGACCAAGUCCUUUCAGUACAGUCUAGCAAAGCAAGCAGGGAUUUUGAAUGGUACUCAUAUGCGGUGGGGAUCCGUCUCUGAGAUCUCGAUUACUCGCGCCGACAAUGAAGGUGCUGGUGCACUAGGCGAUACCGCGAUAGGGGUCGGACAGGAGGGCGAUCAAGACUGCGAAGAUGACGACGAGAGCAGGGAGGAUGAGGAUGAGGACGAUCUAUAUGCAGACGACCAAAGCGAGCAGCAUGAAGAAAGCGCGGCCGAGCUACGCGGGAUAGAAUUUUUAUCGCUCCUAUCGUCAUCAAACGGCGAGCGCCGCCAAUUUGGGACGCCCAACGCUUCAGUUGCUGAUAGCACCCCGAUACCUGUGCCAGGAAAAGCGGUGCCAAUGCUCCACAAGGUUGGAUCCCGGGUCUGUCUAGGCGUAGCAGAGACUGCAGGCGAAGGCGAAUCUACUACCAUUUUGCCGAGGGUCACAGAAGAAAUAGCGGCGUUUGCCCCGUUUACUUACGACGUUCUACAUCUCUACGAGGCUGAUGUGGUCACUAACGCGGUCGAGUAUGCGCCAGCGUUGCGGUGUUUGAUAGCCCAGAUCUCGCCCCAUAAGCCGUGGUUGAAGGAAUCGAAUACGGUGAACUUUUUGAAGGCGUUGCCAAUCAAAUUAGCCGGUAAAGUCGAUAUGGGCCUAGCAAGCGAACUCAGUCUUGCAUACUUAAGGCAUGAGUCGAGCAAGGCGGAUGAGCUAGCUUUGACCCUGAGGACCGUCGAGCACGCGCAUGGUUCAGAUCCAAUGGAGAAGCCGGCAUACAUUGCUGACCUACGCUUGCGCGCCUUUGCGUCGCGAUGGAAUGCCAGGGCAGAUAGCGACAACAGUAGAACCCCUGCCAAACUAGAUGCGGAUAUCAACAUCUCGUUACCCCACCAAUGGGCCCUGCUGCAGCCGGCAGAACACCUCGACAGGCAAGGGUGUAUAUGUGUUGCCCCGGAUAUUGACAUGGACUGGCAGGAUUCUCUAGCUCCUGGUCUCGAAGGCGUGCGUCUGCUCGUGGUAACGGCACUGAUAUGGGCCUACAACAUCAAGGAUAAGGAAGAGUGCAAGCAGUGGACGCGCCUCGCAUAUGACAUGUUGCAAGUCCUCCGCAUUCUAGUUCAACAAGCGAGUUGUCGGAAUUCCGAGUCCAGCACAGCAGCCGAGGAUUAUAUUGAUGGCGACGGUACCGGUGGACUCAAGAGGCGUAAGAGGUACGCUACGCGACUAUUGCCGCUGUCCAUUCCUAACAAGCAUCGAUAG